CCGCGCUGCUCAGAGCCGGAGCCGCUGUCUUCGGCCCGAGGGUGGCAUUUGGACUCUCGCCCUUGGAGGGAGACGCGGCCGCAAGGUCUUUGGCCGUAGACCCGUGGACCCUCUUCGGGGGCUCCUCGCAUAGCCGCAGAUUGCCUCGGAUGGUGACCUGCGUGUGACAGUCCCAUCAGCUCUUCUCAGCUCUCCUGAGGCAGCAGCUGGCAGCUCCCCUGACCCUCAGGACUUGCCUGGAACACCUGGGUGACUGCGCCCAGCAUGGCGGCCCCGCCACCCCCACCGCCAGACCCCCAGUUUGUCCUCCGAGGCACCCAGUCAGCGGUGCACGCGCUGCAUUUCUGUGGAGGAGCCCAGGGGCAGGGGCGCCCACUCCUCCUCUCAGGGUCCCAGAGGGGGCUAGUGCACAUCUGGAGCCUGCAGACUCGGAGGGCGGUUGCCAUCCUGGACGGCCACAGGGGCCAGUGUGUGACCUGGCUGCAGACACUGCCCCAGGGACAUCAGCUCCUCAGUCAGGGCCGGGACCUGAAGCUGUGCCUGUGGGACCUGGCAGAGGGCAGAAACACCGUCGUGGACUCUGUGCACCUGGAAAGCGUGGGCUUUUGCAGGGGCUCCAUCCUGGCUGGGAGCCAGCAGCACUGGACACUGGCUGUGCCAGGCAGAGGCAGCGAUGAGGUUCAGAUUCUGGAGAUGCCAUCCAAGACGUCAGUGUGCACCCUGAAGCCGGAGGCAGAUGCCAAGCCGGGCAUGCCCAUGUGCCUGGAGCUGUGGCAGGCCGACUCCAGCCCCCGCCCGCUCCUUCUGGCCGGCUAUGAGGACGGAUCGGUGGCCCUAUGGGACGUCUCUGAGCGGAAGGUGUGCAGCCGCGUCGCCUGCCACACAGAGCCUGUCAUAGGCCUUGACUUUGACUCCCAGAAGGCCAGGGGCGUCUCAGGCUCCGCAGAGAAGGCGCUGGCUGUCUGGAGCCUGGAUGAGCAGCAGGCCCUGCAGGUGUGCGGAACUCACAAACUCACCAAUCCUGGCAUCUCUGAUAUCAAAAUCCGGCCAGACCACAAGAUCCUGGCCACCGCAGGCUGGGACCAUCGUGUUCGUGUGUUUCACUGGCGGACGAUGAAGCCGCUGGCCGUGCUGGCCUUCCACAGUGCUUCUGUCCACUGCGUGGCAUUCGCCCCUGACGGCUUGCUGGCUGCUGGCUCCAAGGAUGAGCGCAUCAGCAUAUGGUCACUCUACCCACGCACAUGACUUACCUGCUCCCUAUUCAGGACUCACAGAUGGCAGGGAGGUGGCGCCUGAACUUCGACCUGACCUGGACACAUGGAAGCCGUGCUUCAAGGACCCCAGAACAUGGCAAGUCGUGGGUUCUCCUCCUUCAGUUAUGAGAAGAGCUUGGUCCUUGGAGUCCUCGCUUUCUGCACAAUAGUGACUCUGCAGUUUACAAAGAGUAACUGGGCCAGACGUCUGGGCACUUAUGGCCCAGGUAAGAGGCCAACCUGGCGGUGCUUUACAGUAAACUUACAGUUGCGAUCCUGCAGCCUCGAGGUAUGAAUUCUCUGAGGCAACGCCGCUGGUACCCCUCAGGAUCAGAGUCAAGAGUCAUCCGUGGGCCCUCCACUGGGCAGGGUGGUCAGCCCCAUCCAACAGGGGACACUGAGCGUGAUCCCCACGUCCUGUUGACUCCAUGUGGCUCUUCACCCCAAGGACAGCCAGAGCUCCUGACUCACAGGGCUGAGGCCAGGACAGUAGAAGGAAGUGACUAACUUCUAGGCGAGUGAGACAGAAGGAGAGCACCGAGGAGGGACAGCACAGGCAACUAUGCAGAGAGAGCCUGUGGUGUGGGGCCAGGCCCAAGGCAGGAUUAGUGGGAGGAUGGGCCACCCCAAAGAGAACAAGACCAGGGAUGGCAAGGGGCCAUGUCCCGGGUGACUUCUGGGCAGACAGCAGAGCAGCAUUAAGUGAGAUAGGCCAGGCCCUCCUCGUGACUAAGGCACAGUCACAGCCGGCACCACACACACAGGGAAAGUGGGAAUUAGCAGACAGAGCAGGCAGUGCACCCAGCAUCUCCACCCAUGUGUGGCUGAGUCCGGCUAUCAGGGCAUCUUCUCCUAAAGCUGGGCCAUUGAUGGGGAAGAAAUAGGACGCUGAGCAUUAGGAUGGGGGCUGUGGGCAGACCCCAAUGAAGCUGGGGGCCUCAAACCCCUUCAUUCCACUGGCUUCUUUGCCAGAAGAGCCCACUUUCGGCCCUGCCUGAGGAGAUCAGUAAAGUUUACUGCAGGACCUUUACCUGAAGGACCUGGAAUGGUCUCCCCUGAGACAGGGACCUUGCAGGACACUCCGGACUCCCAGCCUCUCCACAUGGCCCCUCCCCCUUUGCUUAUAACUAGACUCAGGUCCCAGCAGGCCCCCAAAGGUGAGGUACAAAGUGUGACCCAUGAGGAGGUGGCUAUGCUCCAAAAGAGCUGCAUGGUUUUCCCAGCUUAUGCAGGCAGAAAUCUGGAGAACACGUGUGGGAUCCAGGUGGCAAGAUAUGAGAUGCAUCAGGCCGAAUCCAUUGAAACAGGUCCACUAACAGAGGGUCUGGAUUCGAUGACGCAGCUCGAGGGGUUAGAAAGGGCUCUAAGGUCUGGUUGGUUGUUUGAAACAUGGACCACAAGGCAGGUACGCUAAGUGGGGUUGAAAUGCCAGAACUACCUUGGGGUACCGCAGAGGGGGUAUCUGAGGGCUUAGGGAGAUUAGGGUAUUCUAGGCAACUUAUCAUGUGAGAUCUGCUCACCCACCAUGGGAGGGUCCAGAGGACGCACUUUUCCUCAUCACUGUGAGGAAUACACGUGUGAGGGAAGCCUGGCCUCCCUGAAGAAUUCUGCAGUCGGUCUCCUCUGCAGGGCAGAAACUACAGUGGGAGCUGCUGCCACAGAAUAGGAAUAACUAAGUGCAGUGGGAACCCGGGGCGACAGGGCCUAGUGAUGGCACGCAAUUGCUAAAGACAGGGUGGACAUGGUUGUUGUGGUGGCCGGUGGGGUCACAGCAGUAGUCAGCAGUCUGAUCUGCAGAGGUGCAGUGCAGGCUGGUUGAUCGUGGGUCCCUGGAAAUGAAAUUGAAGGACAGCUUGCUAAAGUCUGACUUAGUCCACAUGAAUGGAAGUGUUCUGGAUCUAGCAAAAAGACAUCUGACCUGAGACCUGGCUCCUCAGUCACAGACCCAGGCCCCUUAAGGAAAGACCCCACUACACUGCCGCCAACGUGUACUGCUGACCCUCACCCAGCCUUCCUCAGGGGCCUAUGACCACUGCCCAGGGACUGAGUAUUGUCCCCGAGAAGGCAGCCCUGAGCCUGAGCUCACAGAUGUCCUGGAACAGGGACUGGCUUCCCUUGCUGACCCCAUUGGACAGAGGUGCUGCUGGGUGUCCUCCAGCACCUUGAGGAGGAACCACGCUGGUCCCCAAGUGUCCUAUAGCCGGGUCCAUGUUGGGGGUUGUCCUGUAGCCGGGUCCAUGUUGGGGGUUGUCCUGUAGCUGGCUCCAUGUUGGGGGUUGCAUCCAGAGGGGUUUCCAUGUCACAAAUGUCCAUGUGAAGGAGCAGCUGUUUUGGCUGUAGCAACUUGAACCUCAUCAGACAUGAGGGAAGUUGCUGGGUAAGCCAUGUUCUGGUGGCUCUUCACAGGGAGCUGUCAACUCAGACGAUGGAGGGUGGCCUCCCUGAACCGCAGCCUGGCCACAGCUCCCACAAGAGGCCAUGCUCUGAGGGCAUUGUGCUGGGGCAGCAGCCAUAGUCUGUCAGGGCCACCUUCUCAGAACAUUCGUCAUCUGACUCAUCUCUGCAGGAGGUGCCUGCCUGCUGACAUGGCCAGAGGCAGCAGGGCACUGGGUUGGGGGUGGUCAUUUUGGAAGGUGAACUUCUGGUGGUCCAGCCCAUGGCUGGGCUCUCGCGUCUUACACAUGCCUCCCUGACCUCUAACAAAAUUUUCACAGUCAUUUCCAGGGAUGUCCAAGGCCCUAGAGACUGGACCAGAGGUGACGACGGCCACAGGCUAAUGCCAAUAGCAAAGAAUUCUGUCAGACACGUCUGCAAACCCAUCUAGCCUCCUUGCAAAAACAAAUCCGUGAACACGCACACGGCGCCAGCAGCAAUGUCCAUCGUCGCGGGGUGCUGGGGAAAGUGGGGCUGCUCUGCAGAGAGCCCACUGCAAGGGAGGGGUGCCUCACUGGUUAUUCUGAGCCCUUCCAGAGCCCUGUCCAAACCCACUACCACACUGGGAUGCCCCUACGACUUGGAUCCCAAGGCGCCAGGCACUGGGCUGGCACAGCCUCAGGAGGCUGUGAAACCAGCCCCACGUAAGGGAAUGUGCCCCUGCCCCUGUUUAAGUUCCUGUUAUCAGCUCCUCAAGAACGUUGGUGACUCUGUCCUUUGGUAGAAUCACUGUAUUUACCAAAACAGCCACGGAGGCGUGUGUUCCAGGUCAAGGGACAUGGUACUGAUAGGCAGCUGAACCCAGAAUGGCUGAGGUGCGCUGUAUGGGUUGACUGCCAGCGUUCUACCCCUAGAGAUGAUAAAGAGGAAGUGUUUGCAGACACAGACCCGAAGUCUGUACCCGGCCCUCACUUUCACAUUGAAGGCACAGCAGCGGCACACACAGGAUCGUGGGCAGCCGACUUGAGCUGGGCUCCAGGCUGCCCACCAAGUCAUGUGUUGGUAAACAGUGUCCUGGGGACAUCUUGUGGCCGAAUCUCAGUGUAUGGGGGCCGAGUGGAGCUGUGGCAGCCCCCACGAGCCUAGCAUGCCUGCCAUGGACUUCUGUGCACGGUGCGGCCUUGUGCCUGGGUCUGGGCGGAUAAGGCAGCAGGUUCCUCAGCAUCCGAGGCCUAGGGGAUAUCGCAUGGAAAGACUGGGGGCUGGGAAUUUUGUUUACUCAGUUGAGCCACCUUGAACAGCAGUGACACCAACUGUACUAGAAAUGGUGUCCGAACUAGUGGAGCCCUCCAGGACAUCCUCUGGGUUCCUCCUCUGCACCCACUAAGGGACCCGUGGCUUUUGCAUAGCAUGGCCUCUGUGACAGCAGGACCUGGGGCGUUAGCAAAGCACUGCAAACCUGAACAGACUCGAACCUCACACACCAUAAGAAACAGGGGCCCUAUUCUAGACACUUAGCAUGGGGAAGAUGCUUCCUGUUUGCAAAGCCUUAGAUCGUCCUUGUCAUAUUCCCAGUGUUGAGUCCUUCCUCAGACCUGACCUGAUGCUGGGAGCUGGUCACACCCUGGGAGCCAGGUGUGCAGGGGCACUGCCGUCUUCCAGCAGUUGUGCAAACCCCCCUUGAUAGAAGGCUUGAGCCGUUCUCCCUGACCCUCCAGGGUGGGCUGCAGAGUGGGCACAGGUGCUGUCCCUGCGGCUCUCACAUAGGACAAGCAGGUGUCUGCAAGGAGGAGCCGCCAUGGGGCUCCAAGGUUGCUCCUCACCAGAAUGCCAUAUGCACCCUCACAUUCAGUGUCUUUGACGUUAACUUUGGGCCCUUAACAUUCUGAGGAUGGGUGUUUUCCCUUUACGUGUAUGCUUACAGCAGCUUUAUUCAUUCAUAGCCCCAAACUAGAAACAACUGAAAUGUCUAUUGACAGAUGAAUAAAGAAGCAAACCGUGGUCCGUCCAUACGGUGGGGUUCCACCAGCCACAGAGAGGCACCUGCUGGACCCUGUGGAGGGGCAGUGGUGGCCAGUCAUCCACGGCCUUCGUGGGCCAGAAAGCUCAGCGCAGCCCCAGAUCUCCCCGAGGUCGUGCAGGGUGCCUGCCCAGGUGGGGUUACGUGAGGCACCUGGAGCGGUGCCCUUGCAGAUGCUGUUCUGGGUGUGGCCUCGUGAUGCUCCGAGCAGCCCCGUGGAGCUCAGAGGACAAUGGGAGGCCUCACGCUCCGUGGCAGAGUUUGUCCAGUGUCCAUUUUGCCACAAUACAAAAGGUCUGUUUUCCUUAAAGAUGUUUCCACACACUGCAUGUGAGUUAAUAAGCCUAUCCAUGGCCAUCCAGUUGCCAGUGCUGUUCUUCAACCUGUUAGAUGAAAGAGCAGAGCUCCGGCCGGGGCUCUGGCCUUCACUGCAGGCCAUGUGGAAAGCCGCACUCCUGGUCACACACCUGGAGACUGCCUGCACUGGUGCAUUUGCUGACAGUUGGUGCCUGCCUGUCCCCAUGGGUGGCUCAGGGCCAGGCCACGGGCAGGGAGGCAGCAUCUAGCCAUCUCAGGCCCUGCACACCCACGUGCUUUCG
Rhinolophus ferrumequinum (greater horseshoe bat) is the source of this 6245-nucleotide messenger RNA. It is a transcript of the gene GNB1L, whose product is annotated as G protein subunit beta 1 like. The transcript is spliced from 9 exons. Gene Ontology annotation, molecular function: protein binding. Bases 265 to 1245 code for a protein of 326 amino acids. Lineage: Eukaryota; Metazoa; Chordata; Mammalia; Chiroptera; Rhinolophidae. The record is from RefSeq and is a predicted model, not a curated record.